Molecule: messenger RNA, 1823 nt
Organism: Pipistrellus kuhlii (Kuhl's pipistrelle)
Lineage: Eukaryota; Metazoa; Chordata; Mammalia; Chiroptera; Vespertilionidae
Product: membrane cofactor protein-like
Exons: 16
Coding region: 100-1731 (543 amino acids)
Biological process (GO): negative regulation of complement activation, classical pathway
Source: RefSeq, a predicted model, not a curated record
UGGGUACCGCCCUGGACACUUCACUUCUUGACUCCGGGGAUUGUUGCGUCUGACAGCUGCUCUCAAAAAGCUGCCUGUACUGCUCCUACUUUUAAAUAUAUGGUGCCAAUUACUCCCCCGAAAGCAUCGUAUGCUCCUGGAGAAGAAAUAGACUUUAAGUGUAUCCCAGGAUACAAGCGUAUUACACCUCUUCUCCACACCAUUACUACUUGUCAGCCUAAUAACACAUGGGCGCCUGAUCUCCAGGAGGCUUGUGAAGUAAACACAUGUCCGAAGCUAGAAGAGCCCCUCAAUGGCCAAAUAGUCUAUGUAGCUUAUGUAAACACAAAUAAGAAGUUUGGUUCUCAAGCUUAUUAUAUGUGUAAUGAAGGUUAUUACAUAGUUGGAGAAAAAAAUCGAUAUUGUGAACUUACUGGGAGACUGGAAUGGUCCGGCGUUGCCCCACACUGUGCGAGGAUUUUGUGUCAACCGCCUCCACAAAUACCCAAUGGAGAAUUCAGCAAUAGCGACAAGGAUGUAUUUGAAUAUAGUGAUGUAGUAACUUACCAUUGUAUACCUUCUAAUGGGCCAGAUGACUUUUCACUUGUUGGAGAGAACAAGCUUACUUGUUCUGGGCGUAACAAAUGGAGACCUGACCCUCCUGUGUGUAAAGUGGUCAAAUGCCAACCUCCAGUACUCGAGGAUGGGAGAGUCGUUUCUGGACUUGAGAAAAAAUUAUACUACAAAGCUGAGGUUACAAUUAAGUGUGAGAGGGGAUUUUACCUUGAAGGCAGCAAGACACUUUUCUGUGGAGCUAACAAUAAUUGGGAGCCCGCGUUGCCAAAAUGUAUUAAAGGUGCCUGCGAUGAGCUACCAACAUUUACGACUAUGAAACUAAAGGGCGAUGCUGCGCCCCACUAUGCCCCCGGGGACACAAUAGAAUAUGAGUGUCUCCCAGGAUACAAGCAUCUUGUUCCCAUUCUUCCCACGUCUACUGUUUGUGAGACUGAUAACACGUGGUCACCUCUCGAGGAGGCUUGCACAAAAAAAUUAUGUCCACCGCUAGCAGAUGUUCAAAAUGCCCAAGUAUUUUACACACAUGGAACUUUUCAAUUUGGUUCAGAGACUCAUUAUACUUGUAAUGAGGGUUAUAGGUUAAUUGGAGCAAACAUUCUAUAUUGUAAUCUUUCUGGAGAUGAUGUGGAAUGGAGUGAUAACCCCCCACAGUGUGAAAUGGUUAAAUGUGAGAUUCCAGUGGUCGAGAAUGGCAGACUGGUGUCAGGACAUGAAAAAGUGUAUCAUUACCAAGCAAAGGCUGACCUUGAAUGCCUGGAGGGUUUUGACCUUCAAGGUAGCAGUAGGAUUACCUGUGGACCUAACAAUGAUUGGGAGCCUCAGAUUCCAACGUGUAUUAAAGGUGACUUUCCAGAAGUAGAAUUUCAAAAUUUAGAAAAUGUCCAUCCUGCUAAUCAGGUCACUCCUCCUCCAGUGACCAUCAGCACUCCAGGUUCGGUAACUCUUUUUCUUACUUACAUUCUUAAGAAAUUCAGCCAAAACCGGUUUGAUGAGACUCUAAAUGAUUUAUUGUUUGUUUGUUUUUACAAAGGUUUUAUUGUCUUUACUUUUUUAACUUCUUUUGUUUUCCCAGGGAAACCCUCUGCAAAUAGUACACCACCACCUAAGGACAAUAAGGAAUACGGUGGAGGACUCAUUGCUCUGAUGGUUCUUCAGCAAGUCUUGGCGUUGCAGUAGUUGGCACCGGUGUGUACAGGUAUCUUCACAUCAGCCAAAGAGAGUAAAUUAAAUGUAUUUCUAGAACGUAUCGGUGCUUCUCACUCUUUUUU